Naegleria lovaniensis is the source of this 2148-nucleotide messenger RNA. RefSeq lists its product as uncharacterized. The record is from RefSeq and is a predicted model, not a curated record. Gene Ontology annotation, molecular function: RNA polymerase II cis-regulatory region sequence-specific DNA binding; DNA-binding transcription factor activity, RNA polymerase II-specific; zinc ion binding. Bases 1 to 2148 code for a protein of 715 amino acids. Lineage: Eukaryota; Heterolobosea; Eutetramitea; Acrasida; Naegleriidae. Gene Ontology annotation, cellular component: nucleus. Gene Ontology annotation, biological process: positive regulation of transcription from RNA polymerase II promoter by galactose. The transcript has a single exon.
AUGUCCACAUUGGAAUCACACCCAACCGUUGCAACACAAUCAAUAUUGAGUCCUCAUAGUUGCAUGUCUUGCAGACAGUUACAUCGGAAAUGUUCAAAAACAUUACCAUCAUGUCAAUAUUGUAUCAAGAGAGGAUAUAAAUGUAUUUAUGAGCCAUCAUCAUCGGGAAGAAGAAAGGCUCCAAAUUCCAAUCAAUCUGCAUCUGCUAUUGAUGAAAUUGUUUUUAUUAAUGAUGAAUACUCUCAAAAGAUCACUUCAUCAAAACAAGGAAAUUCAACAGCAAAAAAAGGCUAUCAUCCCUAUAAACCAUCACGCUCAACUUCCAACAAUCAAGGAAAUACUAAUAUUGAUUAUUUAAAUCAAUUGUUGAACCCUACAACCACAAAUAAUUAUGAAAAUCACCAACACCACCAUGGAAACAAUGCAUCAAAUUGUUCAGCAACAACAAACACAGCAAUCGUUUCUCCAAAUGAAGUUUUUGUACAGCAUCAAAUGAAUUAUAGAUUUUCUGUAGCUCAAGCAUUGGAUAUUUAUUACAAUAUUAUUGCAUUGGGAUAUCCUGUAUACGACCGAAACAAAUUAGAGAAAGCAUUGGAUUUCCAGCUCAAUGAACAAUUUUGGUUUCAAACACAACCAUAUCAAGUGUCCUGUGAGUUGGAAAAAGAGGUUGCUGUUUUACAAACAAUGCAAGCAGUGUGUUUGCAACAAAUGGGAAUUCUUCGAGAGGUAUCAGAUCAAUUAUUUAUGAAUGGGAAACGAAUCAUUGGAAAAUAUUAUGAUGAAGUGGAUUCAAUUAGUGUAUUGGUUGCCAUGAAUUUUAUGGCUGAUUACAUGUUAGGAAAUGGAGAGAAAACGAAAUCUCGAGCCAUGUACAUGACUGUGAGGGCCAAAUUGGAACCAUAUAUCAAAGAAUGUUAUCGUCUCUGUUGCAAUUCAUUCUCGCCCACGAAUGGUCAUAGAAGCACAAUGACAUUACCAAAUAUUAACAGUCAAUAUCUUUCUGCUUUCCUCUUAGAAUCUCAAACAAAAUUUCAUGAGUUGUAUUUUAUUGAGGAAUUGAAUCCAGAAACAUUUAUCUUUGAUGAAUUUGAGAUGGCAUCCAUGUUCAAGCUGAAAAGAUAUAAAUUGAAUGCAACAACAUGUCGAUGUCUUUCAAAUGAGACGUAUCAUCAAUUAAUGACCAUUCAUGAGAUAUUUGUUGCAAUGACAGAUCUGAUCAUGACGGCAGCUCGUAAAAAGAACUCGUUAAUAUUUUUAUUCUCUUCUCUGGUUGCAAAGCAAGUUCAUUUGGAAAUUUUAACGAAUUGUGAAAAGAAAAAUGUGAAAGCCAUUUUGAGAGUUUCCAGAGAAGUGAUUGAACUGACGAAACAUGAAUUGUUUAACUUUUUACCUUGUUGUGCCACAAAGGCUGUGAUUAUGGCAUGUUCACUGAGAGUUGAGUAUUUUUCACAACUUUCCUCAUGUGACAACAUGAAUGAUGAUUUGCGUGCAUUGAAAUUACUUUCAAACAAAUAUAGACUGAUCCAACAAGAGAACUCACAAUUAAUCAAAGCCAUUGAAGCUUUGACUUAUUUGCAACAACAAACAAAUAGUGAAAUGGUUGCUUCGAAUUUUCUCUCAUUGACUAGCGACAUUUCACACAGUGAAAUGAUACAACCCUCGCUGCUUUUACAAGAUGCACACUCCAAUGUUGCAUCGUUAGAGCAAGAAAAAGAGGAAUAUCCAGUAUAUAACACAUCCAUUUCUUCCGAGAAUACUCCUUUGGAUGUGAAAAAGAUUUUGGAAAAAUUUCGAACAAACAAAGAAAGUCUGUCUCAACUCUUAACAGGCAUGGAGAUGUUGGAACUCUUAUUUGAAGGUUUGGUCGAAGAGCAACGCAUCAAAAACUCUGGGCCACUUUCUUUAGAGCUAUUAAGCAAUGUUAAAAAUGCCAAGAUUGAGUUUGUUACCAAGUUGAGUGAGAAUGCUAAACGAAGGCAAGAUGUAGGUGGCUUGAUUGAGACAGAAAUUUUGAGAAAGCAAGCUCUUGCAGAGUAUCAUUUAGAGAAGAUGAAAUUGGAAAAUCCUGAUCAAAAUUUUGACAAUAUUGAUGCAAGCGAUGUCUUUUCAGUCAUGUUUCGAUUCGCUGGACUGGACCUGGAUGAAUAA